GCAUUUGGAAUGAUAUUUUUAAUUCAUCGAAAACGGUAAUACAAAAAAAAAUAUAAAGUAAAUUUGAAAUUAGACUGUCUAGAUUCACGGCAUCUUGUUUUCCCUUCAUCUGCCUCGUGUGACUGAAAAUUGGAGGCAGCGAGAAAAGAGAAUAAUACAGCAUUAUUUCGAUUCUUGCUUUGUGUCGUUUGAUCUAAUAUUGAAAAUAGGAUGUUUAAAAAAUUUUGAAAUAAAUCCUCUCUUUUCAAUAAAGUGAAAUUUUCAUUGUAACGUCAGAAACAUCUUAAGAAAAGUAAAAAUUAAGUUAUUAAGAAGUUUUGAUUGACAAAUUUUUGAACAAGUCACUCACCUCAUAAUAUUGAUGUAAUGAGGAAGCGUGCUUCUUUAUUCAUGUUUUUACAGAAACCAUAAACAAUGGAAAACAUGGAUUACAUUGUUUUAGAUGACAAUGAAGAUGUUAUAGACGAACAAUGGGGACAACACAAUGCAGAUCCUGUAAAUGAUAAUGUUAGUGACAAUGAAGAUAAUGAUUCUAAUCCUGAUGAAGCAGAUGAAGGUCCAGAGAGGGCUAAAAAACUUAAGGAGGAAGUAGUAGAAGAGAUUGACUCUGGUCAGGCAUGUCCUAUAUGCAUGGAUGUAUGGAGUAAUGGAGGAGAACAUCGUUUAUGUUGUUUACGCUGUGGUCAUUUGUUUGGGCAUAGUUGCAUUUUACGCUGGUUGAAACAGGGCUGUACCUCUGGGACUCGCCGAUGUCCACAGUGUAAUCGAAAAGCUGCUAUAAAAGAUAUUCGUGUAUUAUAUGCUAAAAAAUUAUCAGCAGUCGAUACCACAGAACUGGAUAAUUUGAAAACAGACUUGAACAAUGUUACAGCAGAAAGAAAUCGGCUUCAAAUGGAACUGAGCAGGUUUAAUCUGAGACAAAGCUUAUAUGAUUCUCAAUUAAAAAGCUUGAAAAGUCGAAUUGCUGAGUUAGAAACUCAACAAACUGAUUUAAAUAUACAAUUAAAACAAGGAUCGUCAAGAACAUCAACAAGAAAGUUUCACUUGGAGCGCACAUUAGAUAUUUGCAAGGAGAGCGAAUGUCGCGUAUUGGAUUAUAAUGAAUGGUUGAAUUGUCUAGUAGUAUCACAAAAAUCUGCGAACUCCGUGUUUCCUGGUUACGGUGUAAAAAAAAUUGACACCGAAAACUUUCAACCGCUGCAAUUCAUAUUUCUACACUCACAACAAAUAAGAGAUGUUGCAUUUCAUUCCGUGCAGAAAGAAAUACUCCUUAGCGUCGGUUUUGAUAAAUGCGCCAAGAUAACAGAUAUACAAAAUAAUGUAGUGGUUCAUACUUAUCACACGGAAUCCCAACUCUGGAGCUGCUGUUGGUCAGGAAACAGUUCGAACAUUUUUAUGGUGGGUGCACAAAAUGGAACAAUUACGAAGUUCGAUACAAGACAAACCGGUAGUCCUGUAGAAAUUGUUGAAAGUCCUAGAGACAGAACGCCCGUUGUUUCUUUAGCAUCUAUUCCGAGUUGUUCCCGUAGAACAGCAUGUAGUGGCGGUUUCAUAGCAUGCCGAUUGAAUUCCUGUUAUGGAUACGAAUACCGAGAUGCGAAAUACGAACAUAAACAAAUACAUAUUCAAGGUCCAUUCAUGUCUGUUCGUUACGAUGAAAAGAACCAUCAUAUUUUAAUAUCCUGUCGACCUAAUGCAACGAUUCCACAUGCAAGACACGUUGUAUGCACCAUUCAAGCUGGAACCGAGAAUGAAAUUGCGUGCAAUGUUAUUUACGAUUUUAAUGGGGGUAGUUCGCAACAACUCCUCUCACGUCCCUGUCACGUUAACAUUGAUGACGAUACUUAUGUAGCAGCUCAUCAAGAAUCCACGAAGAGCAUACCUUUAUGGAGUGUAUCCAAGGGAACCCAAGACUACAGCAUUCCAGUCUCUGAUCCAAUAGUAGAUCUCUGUUCCUUUGAAAUUAAGCAUAAUAUUUUUUUGGCAACUCUCGCCAAGAAAAAGCUUCGCAUUUAUAAUUACGGAUAAAUAUUCAGAGAAAUUUAAAAGAAAAGAAUUGUAUACAAGUUUGAAAGUUUCUUAUUACCUUACUGCUCCUUGGAGUGGAAAUGAAUGCAUUUAUUGUAUGCACUUCGUAUCCCUAGUUAUGUAACGACUGAUGUCUAAAAAGUUGUACAGCAAUGCAUUGCAUAACUUAACAUAAAGAUUUAUAAGUUUUACAUGUUAAAUACGCUGUACUUUUUGUACAUAUAUCAUCUCAUGGAUGUCUAUAGCAUGUCUGCAGGAUAUUGAGCUUUUAUAUAAAACAUUUGGAGUAUGCACUGUAUGAUUCAAAAUAUACACAAAUAUCUAUUUAAGGAGACAGUGCGAAUGAAAUUAUUCACGAUGAAAAUAAAAUUACUUUAUUAAGUGUACUAAGUCGAAUAAAAUCCUGGUGGUUAUUUUUUAC
Cephus cinctus (wheat stem sawfly) is the source of this 2449-nucleotide messenger RNA. RefSeq names its product E3 ubiquitin-protein ligase RFWD3-like (gene Rfwd3). The record is from RefSeq and is a predicted model, not a curated record. The transcript has 3 exons. Gene Ontology annotation, biological process: protein ubiquitination; interstrand cross-link repair. Bases 415 to 2028 code for a protein of 537 amino acids. Gene Ontology annotation, molecular function: ubiquitin protein ligase activity; protein binding. Gene Ontology annotation, cellular component: nucleus. NCBI's taxonomy places the organism in Eukaryota, Metazoa, Arthropoda, Insecta, Hymenoptera, Cephidae.